Messenger RNA from Phialemonium atrogriseum, 1703 nucleotides. Its product is annotated as bloom syndrome protein. Bases 216 to 1658 code for a protein of 480 amino acids. NCBI's taxonomy places the organism in Eukaryota, Fungi, Ascomycota, Sordariomycetes, Cephalothecales, Cephalothecaceae. The transcript is spliced from 5 exons. Gene Ontology annotation, cellular component: cytoplasm; chromosome. The record is from RefSeq and is a predicted model, not a curated record. Gene Ontology annotation, biological process: double-strand break repair via homologous recombination. Gene Ontology annotation, molecular function: 3'-5' DNA helicase activity; ATP binding; nucleic acid binding.
GAGGGCAUCUUCAGCUCUUUGUGUAAAUUUAUGCUUAAAUCCGAGAGUAAACAUUCAAACCCCAUUAACGCGUCAAGACCUGAACCAACCCACCAACUAGCAAUCGCGUCGCCAUGCUGUUGUAAAUCACCGGAAUACGCAACCCGGAACCCAGCAGCCUUGCCAGCGGCAGUGGGAUUAUCGGCAUCCAUGUCUCGAGUGAAGCCACCCCCACCAUGCCACUCUUGAGAAGCAACUCCUAUCAGGACAUCGACUUCACCCUCCGCCGCCAGUUCAACAAGACCGCGUUUAGGCCCUUUCAGAGGGAAAUCAUCCUUGCUGCUCUCGAAAAGAAAGAUGUCUUCGUUCAGGCCGCGACCUCGUUCGGGAAGAGCCUGUGCUUCCAGCUGCCUGCGGUGAUAGACUCUGGGAUUACCAUUGUCGUCUCACCACUCUUGAGUCUCAUGAUGAACCAAGUUGAGGCCCUCAGAGCAGCAAAUGUCGAUGCCCGUAGUCUGAACAGCAAUACGCCGCUAUCGGACCGAGACUCCAUCUACGUGGACCUCGCAUCCGGCCACCCGCGCACGCGUCUGCUCUAUGUGACCCCGGAGCUAUGCUCUACCGACAACUUCCGGAAGCGGCUGAGGCUCGUGUACGAGCAGAAGCAGCUCGCCCGCGUUGUCGUCGACGAGGCCCACUGCAUCUCGGAAUGGGGCCACGACUUCCGGAAGGACUUCAAGCGCCUGUCGUGGUUCCGCGAGACGCUCCCGGACGUGCCCAUCAUGUGCAUGACCGCCACGGCUAACGAGCAGGUGCGCAAGGACGUGCUCUCGACCCUAGGGCUGGACAGGAACCCUGACAACCUCAGGACCUUCGCCACGACGGCCCACCGCCCGAACCUGCACCUGGAGAUCCGGUUCACAAGUGACGAGGCCGACGACCGCUUCUCCGACUUUGUGGACUGGCUCCAGGGCGUCUACGAGCGGCGGCGGACGGCCGAGCGGCGGAAUGAGCUGGAAGCCGCCGGUCAGCGCGUCGACAACGUCCCGGGGAUCAUCUACACCAUCUCGAGGGACGAGUGCGAGAUGCUGGCGGCGGCCCUGCGCCAGGAGGGCAUCGGCGCGCGGCCGUUCCACGCCAAGCUGAGCAAGGACAUCAAGGAGGAGACGCUGGCGCGCUGGAUCGCAAACGAGCCCGGGUACGACAUCAUCGUGGCCACGACGGCAUUCGGCAUGGGCAUCGACAAGGACAACGUCCGCUUCGUCGUGCACUGGCGCUUACCUAAGUCGUUCGAGGGCUACUACCAGGAGGCCGGGCGGGCGGGGCGGGACGGUAACGCCAGCUACUGCUUCCUGUACUACAGCCGGGAGGACCGGGACCGCGUCUGCAACAUGGUGACGCGGGACAUGCCCAAGGACGGGCCCAACAGGCCGAACAGGCAGGCGCGGCAGGAGAGCUUGAUGAGGUUGGUUGCGUACUGCGAGGAUACGAACGGGUGUCGGCACGCUGCCGUGUGCAAGUACUUCGGCGAGGCGGUCGAGCCUGUGUGUGACUAUGCUUGCGACUGGCACAAGGACGCCCAGGGUCUCAAGAGGAGAAUAGCGAGGGGUCUAGCCAGUGAGGAGUGGGUCAGUACUCAGAGGGAAGAGGGCAGGUAUGACGACUACUGGAGUGACUAGGUAGUAUGGCGCUUUAGACCAAUAUGAUACCCAUCUAUGCAACGU